Messenger RNA from Vicia villosa (hairy vetch), 957 nucleotides. RefSeq lists its product as uncharacterized. The record is from RefSeq and is a predicted model, not a curated record. Lineage: Eukaryota; Viridiplantae; Streptophyta; Magnoliopsida; Fabales; Fabaceae. The coding region runs from base 1 to 957 and encodes 318 amino acids. The transcript has 3 exons.
AUGGAUUUUAUCCUACAAACAGAAUUACCAAGAGGUUCCAAAGUCCCCAAGUUCACAAAAUUCUCAGGGGAUACUAGUGAAUCGACUGUAGAACACAUAGCCAGAUACUUGACUGAAACAGGGGAUCUGGAAAAUACUGAAAACCUAAGAAUAAAAUAUUUUCCUAGUUCGUUAAUAAAAAAUGCAUUUACAUGGUUUACUACUUUGCCACCAAACUCUAUAGAUGCAUGGCCUCAUCUAGAAAUAAUGCUUCAUGAGCAGUUUUACAUGGGGCAGACUAAGAUAAGUCUUAAAGAAUUGGCUAGCUUUAAAAGAAAGUUUACUGAACCUAUAAAUGAUUAUCUGAAUUGGUUCCGUUUAUUGAAGUCUAGAUGUUUUACAGUUGUGCCUGAAUAUGAAUUAGUUGAAAUGGCAGCAGACAGAGUUCGACAAGUCGAAGGAUUGAAGGCUGAAAAGGCCAGAGCGAAUAAAAGUUAUAAAAAGGAGAGAGUUGCAUAUGUCGAAGCCGAAGAUGAGGAAUUCGAUACAUUUGAUAAUUCCUAUAACUAUGAGGAAGUCGAAGUAGAUUUGGCUGAAUUAAAAGAGGCACCUCCAUAUGCUUGUAAAAUGCUCACUCAUUCGAAUGGUGGAAACCCUGUCGAAGUAGAGAAGAAUGGCACAUUUCCUAAGAAAACAUACACAUUUGAUGUUACUAAUUGCGAUGAAAUUUUCAAUUUAUUUGAUGGUCAUUUGAAGUAUGCUGAUAAAGGGAAAGGAAACAUGAAGCUCGAUGAUGAUCCUCUCCAUGUGGCUGCUACCAAUUAUGCUGAAUCAGUCGAAAUCAACAUGGUGGACAUGGUCGAGGCUAGAGAGAAUGAAACUAUGAAGGUAGCAAUUAUCUCAAAAGGAAAGCAGGCUACUGAAAGCCUAAAUGAUGACAUGACCUUCAACACUGAUGUCGAAGGUUCCUCUGCAUGA